AUUAGAUUUAAAUGGAAACAUCAGUCUGAAAUUUAACCAAAGCAGUGGUGAGGAAGGGAAUUAAGUUAAAAUUAUUCUUUCAAAAUUCAGCUGCCACAUCUCAGGAACAUCAGAAACUACUUCCUUGUUACUCUGGAAGAUCCACAUCCACAGAAUAUUUUAUAUAAAUACAAGUUCUGAAAAAUAUUUUGGCUGAAUUAUCAUUUUUUUGUUAUUUUUUUUUUGUAUUUUUACCCUCAAACAAACACCUGAGGCACCAUUUGAAGGGUUUAUUAUCUUCAGCCAUGACAUUUGGUGAAAUGACUAGUUUCUGCCAUAUCAAAAUGACUGAAUUCCUCCAGCAGAAGACACAGUUUUCAUUAUUGGCCCUUAAAAAUAGGGGAAAAAACGAAAACGAAAAAAAAAAGUUCCUAUAAAUGUGUAUUUAUGGAUGUAUCCAUAUUUACGACUAAAAAUACAGUCUUUGUUGGACAUUUCACCAACUUCUGAGGCCUCGAACAUCUGUAGAAUUUGAUGUGUGGCAAAUAAGACAAGGUGUCAAUUUUUUGCUAUGUUGAGUUGAGACUGGUCCUAAAUGACUAAAAAUUGUCCAAAAUGACUUGAAAUGUGCUCAAACUGACUCAAAAUUGUCUAAAAUAACUUGGAACUUGUUCCAAAUGACCGAAGUGAGUCAAAAUUUGUCCAAAAUGACAAAACAUGAACAAAAUGAGUCAUGAUUUCUCCAAAAAUAAUGCAAAACAUCACCAAAAGGAGUCAAAAUUUGUCCAAAAUGACAACAUGAAAAAAAAUAAACUGCACUGGCAGAUGUUUAAAUAAUAGUUUAAGUGUAAUAAUUUAAUGCAUAUGAACUAUAUGAUUUGUCCAAAAUAGCACAAGUUCACCAAAAUAAGUCCGAAUUUGCCCCAAAUGACAAAAAUCAUGAACAAAAUGACACAAAAACUGAACAAAAUGAGUCCAAAUUUGUCCAAAAUUGUGCAAAACAUGAACAGGAGUCAAAAUUUGUCCAAAAUGACAUCAAUAUGAACAAAAUUAGUCCAAAUUUAUCCAAAAUUAUACAAAAAAAUGAACAAAAGGAGUCCAAAUGUGUCCAAAAUGACAAAAAUCAUGAACAAAAUGAGUCCAAAAUGGCAUAAACAUGAACAAAAUGAGACCAAUUUUGUCUAAAAUUGCACAACAAAUGAACAAAGUGAGUCACGAUUUGUCCAAAAUAACGCAAAACAUGAACAAAAUAGGAAAACAAACUGCACUGGCAGAUGUUAAAAUAACAGUUUAAGUGUCAUAAUUGAAUAUAGCUGAACUGUAAGUGACAAAAACGCCAGCUGGGCGAAAGCAGUUGAAGCGUCAGAUAAAGUUUUUGCACUUGCGGAGUUCACUCAUCGAUUCUAUCUGCGCUCCUUUAGUUCGCUCUGCCCCCCAUCCAGGCUGUGUAGUCGAACACGGUUUCUGUUGACGUGGUAACGGCGGCUGUUAUCAGUGCGGCUGGAAAUAUCCGGAUAUCGAUGAGUAAAAGUGAAUAAAACUGCGCAUUUCAAAGCGAGCAGCCAUGCUGGACUUUGCCAUCUUUGCUGUAACGUUUGUCAUCAUUCUGGUCGGCGCUGUUCUCUAUUUGUACCCGUCAUCCAGGAGGGCCUCUGGCAUCCCAGGUCUCAACCCCACAGAUGAAAAGGAUGGAAACCUGCAGGACAUCGUGAACAGAGGCAGCCUGCAUGAGUUCCUGGUCAGUCUGCAUCAGGAGUUUGGUUCUGUGGCGUCGUUCUGGUUCGGCGGUCGGCCGGUGGUCAGUCUGGGCGCCGUGAAGCAGCUUCAGCAACACAUCAACCCAAACCACAGCACGGACUCCUUUGAGACGAUGCUGAAGUCGUUGCUAGGUUACCAGUCGGGGACGGGCGGCGCCGGGGAGUCGGUGAUCAGGAAGAAGCUCUAUGAGACCGCCAUCAGCAACACGCUGGAGAACAACUUCCCUCUGGUCCUGAAGCUGGUGGAGGAGCUGGUGGGGAAGUGGAGAUCUUUCCCGGAGGCCCAACACACCCCGCUGUGUGCCCACCUGCUGGGCCUCGCCAUGAAGACCGUCACCCAGCUGGCCCUGGGGGAACGCUUCGGAGACGACGCUCAGGUGAUUUCAUUCCGCAAGAACCACGACGCGAUCUGGUCAGAAAUCGGCAAAGGCUACCUGGACGGCUCCCUGGAGAAGAGCUCCAGCAGGAAAGGACAUUAUGAGAAAGCUCUGUCAGAGAUGGAGUCUGUUCUGCUGUCGGUGGCGAAGGAGAGGAAAUCUCAGAGGAAGCAGUCGGUGUUUGUGGACGCUUUGCUUCAGUCGAGCCUCACAGAGCGACAGAUCAUGGAGGACUGCAUGGUUUUCACGUUGGCUGGAUGUGUCAUCACUGCCAACUUGUGUAUCUGGGCUCUUCACUUCUUGUCCACCUCAGAGGAAGUCCAGGACAAGUUAUACCAGGAGCUGCAGGACGUUCUGGGUUCAGAUCCAGUUUCCGUAGACAAGAUUCCUCAGCUCAGAUACUGCCAACAGGUCCUGAAUGAGACGGUGAGAACCGCCAAACUGACCCCCAUCGCCGCUCGGCUUCAGGAAGUGGAGGGUAAAGUCGAUCAACACGUCAUCCCCAAACAGACUCUGGUGAUCUACGCUUUGGGAGUUGUUCUGCAAGAUGCCGACACCUGGGACGUCCCAUACAGGUUUGAUCCAGAUCGAUUUGAGGAGGAAUCAGCCAGGAAGAGCUUCUGUCUGCUCGGUUUCUCUGGGAAUCAAACGUGUCCAGAGCUCAGGUUCGCCUACACUGUCGCUACAGUCCUGCUCAGCUCGGUGGUUCGGCAGCUGAAGCUUCACCGGCUGAAGGGACAAGCGGCGGAGGUCCGGUCUGAGCUGGUUUCUACGCCCAAAGACGAAACCUGGAUCACCGUCAGCAGAAGAAGCAGCAGCUAGUCUCCAAAACUGUAACAUCUUCACUCAAAUAAUUCCCAGCAGAGUAUUAAAAAUGUAAGAAAGGCAUCAUUUCUCCAACAACAUGAUGGUAGUUUGGAAUUAAGCUCGUCAUUUGUAUCAUUUUAACGACAGUCAGCGUUCUUUUUGCACCACUGUCGUCUUUCUGGUGCUUCUUGCUGCUCAGCAUUCGGAGGCCUUAAGCACAUGUUUAAAUGUUCACAGUUCAAGUUUGCACUUUUUGAAAGACUGUCGUGUGUUCAAGACGGAAACUCGACGCUCUUCUGUGAUGUCGAGAAAAUCAACUUGUGCCGGUUGAAGUUUUCCAUAAUUUCCAGAACGACUGACUUUAACUAGAGUUUAGACGUGUUUGUCUAAUAAAAUGAGCCACGCUGUUAUUAAACUUCAUCCUUUAUAUUAAAAAUGUGUGAAGAUUUUGUGUCA
This is a messenger RNA of Amphiprion ocellaris (clown anemonefish), 3376 nucleotides long. It is a transcript of the gene cyp20a1, whose product is annotated as cytochrome P450 20A1. NCBI's taxonomy places the organism in Eukaryota, Metazoa, Chordata, Actinopteri, Pomacentridae. The record is from RefSeq and is a predicted model, not a curated record. Gene Ontology annotation, cellular component: membrane. The coding region runs from base 1544 to 2935 and encodes 463 amino acids. The transcript is spliced from 13 exons. Gene Ontology annotation, molecular function: monooxygenase activity; oxidoreductase activity, acting on paired donors, with incorporation or reduction of molecular oxygen; heme binding.